Messenger RNA from Tribolium castaneum (red flour beetle), 2108 nucleotides. RefSeq lists its product as uncharacterized. The transcript is spliced from 8 exons. Gene Ontology annotation, molecular function: transmembrane transporter activity. NCBI's taxonomy places the organism in Eukaryota, Metazoa, Arthropoda, Insecta, Coleoptera, Tenebrionidae. The coding region runs from base 530 to 2056 and encodes 508 amino acids. The record is from RefSeq and is a predicted model, not a curated record. Gene Ontology annotation, cellular component: membrane.
AAAAUACAUCGUUUAUUACAACUUUAAACAAUUUUUGCAUCUACUUGUUUUAAACCUAGACUUUGUGGUGUUUUAUGGGAAUUUUCGAAGGGCUCAGGUAGAAAUUCCUUUCACCCAACAACUUUCCCACUUUAGCAUCAAACCGCUCAAAAUGAAUUAAUCGUGUCAAUGUCCAGUUAACUAAAUGGGUCAACAUUCUUAACACGAAUCCAUGAAUUCAUUAAAGUCGAUACGGAGGAGAAAGCCGAGCAAAACUUUGUGCAAAUUGAAUAACAGUGUCAAAGUUGUUGCGUGGAGCGGUGAUGUGUACGGUUUGCAAUUAUACAAAACAACUACAAGUAUACAAAACAAUAUGCUAUACCCUGCAGAUAUACAAUAAUCAGUUGGAAAGUGAUAAAGCAUGAAAGAUGCUGAUUUUAGUGGCAACUAGUGACAAAAUAGGCAAAGGAGUUCAACACUUAUCGAGGAACAGGCGGAGUAGUUUAACCAGACAGGAAUAGAUCGGAUCUCGAACCUUCAUGUACUUAAAAUGCACAUAAACAAGAAACUGCUGCCCAUAAAGGCGCACUAUUUUUUCUUCAUGGCAGCAAUGGGGCCCAUUUUGCCACAACUCUCCGUCUAUGGUAAAGAACUGGGCAUUUCCUCGGUCGUGAUGGGCACAAUUACCGGAAUCUUACCAUUUGCCUUUCUUUUUGCCAAACCUUUGUUCGGACUUUUGGUCGAUAUUUACCGAGAUUACCGCAAAACAAUUUUCAUGAUGCUGAUUAUUGUCAUGACGGUUUCUUAUACUGUUAUGAAUUUUAUACCAGCAAGGGAGUUGCUAGAGAUGGAGUUCAGGAACGUCAGCGCUGCUGUGGAUUCAUGUAAUGUUACAGAUGAAUGCUCGAAUCGCACUCGAGUGCUGUGCAAAAGUGAUUGUUUUGCCAACAAUGAGACGAGUUUUCUAGUCACGAGUGACUCAAGACCGCAAAUUUGUGCCUUGACUGAAAUUUCGAAUAAAGCAAAUUCGUCAAAAACGUGUGAUAUUUUCUGUAGUAAUAAGGACUCGGAGAUCCAUCCCGGAUGUUUGUACAAAUCAAUCUCUUUUUGGAGCUUUGUGAUACUGAUGUCGAUCGGGACUAUAGGUUUCAACGUUGUUAAUUCAAUCAGUGAUGCGAUUUGUUUUGACGUGAUUGGAGAAGACGGUGAUUAUGGUAAACAGAGAGUUUGGGGGACCAUUGGUUUUGGCCUCACUGCUUUAAUUUCCGGAUACGUUGUUAACCUUUUUUCGGAAAAUACAGUCAACUAUACUCCAGCUUUCAUAAUUAUUUUCGUCUGUUCAAUUAUAGACAUCAUCGCCUGCAUCAAACUUGAGCUUCCUGUAAUUCCGGUCCCCGAAAACAUCUUCAAGGACUUGAAGAAGCUCUUGAAUAAUCGCUACGUGGUGACUUUCAUCACUUUUGCCAUUUUCGCUGGGAUUCUCGACGGCUUAAUUAUAUACUUCCUUUUUUGGCACUUGCAAGAACUGGCGGUGGCCACAAACACCCCCAACGUGAAGCUAAUCGAGGGUUUGGUGGUCGCUGCUGAAACUCUAGGUGGCGAAGUAAUUUUUUUCUCAGUUGCGGGGAAAAUCCUCGACCGAAUUGGCCACGUGCACUGUUUCAGCAUGUGUUUUAUUAAUUACGCCCUUCGCUUGGGGUUAAUUUCAAUCGCACCCUCGCCGUGGUGGAUUGUCCCGAUUGAGUUUUUUAUGCAAGGGCCAACUUACGCUCUUACUUACACCACCAUCGUGGCGUACGCUAAUGAAUUGGCCCCACCAGGAGCCUCAGCCACUAUGCAAGGAAUUGCAGCAGGGAUGGACGAUGGGAUUGGAUACGCCAUCGGGAGUAUUCUUGGAGGAGUUUUGUACGAAUAUCUCGGAAGUCAAUACACGUUGCAAAUUUUUAGCGCGUUUGGGCUGAUUUGUAGCCUUUCGCAUUUAUUGCUGCAUAAGACUAUACUUCGGCUGGAAGUUCCCGAAAAAAGUGUGGAGUACAAAAGCCCGGAAGAGGCCUACAAGGCGGCGGAGAUUAGUUGAUUUUUUGUUAAUAAGUUAUACAGACAGAAUAAAAGUUUAUUUUUUGAGUCAA